AUGAAGGUACACAUGCACACAAAAUUUUGCAUCAUUUGUUUGCUGACAUUUAUCUUUCAUCAGUGCAAUCAUUGCCAUGAAGAUGGACAUGACCAUGGUCCUAAAGAGGAGCAUACACACUACCAUAAUGACUAUCAGAUCUCAAAUGCAUCCUACUUCCAGAAUGGAGGAACAGAAUCUGUGCCGAGUAAAUUUUCAACAUUGGAAGCUGAAAAUGAACAAAAAUACUACAUUGAAAAGAUUUUUGAUCGUUACGGUGAAAAUGGAAGAUUGUCUUUUUUUGGCCUAGAAAAACUGUUAAUAAGCCUUGGUUUAGGACAGGUGAAAGUAGUGAUGAUAAAUCAUGAUGAUAUUGGCCAUGAUCAUGUUUCUCACUUAUAUGCUUUAGAAGUACAGGAAGGAAAGCAUUUUCACGCUCACAACCAUCCUCAUAGCCACUCACAUUCAGAAAACCAAACCACGGUUGGUAUGGCUGCAAAGAGAAAUCAUAAAUGUGACUCUGAGAGAGACGCAGCAGCGCCGUCUGUAAAAGAUGAUGGCAAACACAUUCAUGACCAGAGUCGCCAUCACCAUCACCACCACCCUCGUCUACAUCAUCACGGCCAUAACGGGACACAUCAUUCUCAUAAUGAUUCUGUUAGUCACAGUGAACACGGAGAACAGAACCAUGAACCUUCAACAGAGACAAACACAACUCAGGAUCAGCCAGAAAGAAAACAACGGAAACAGAAGAAGAAGCAAAAGAAGAUCAGUGAAACUUCAGGAGAUGCCCCAAAUCGUGAUCCAGGUGAUCAGUAUGAGCACAAUCGUGUUCAUAAACAUGAUCAUGUACAUGAUGCAUCUCACUUGCACGUACACCAUCACGAACACAGUAGUGAACGUUCUGCUAGUCACGGACAUCAAGAUUCCAGUUUGAGUAACGAGGAUGGACACCACCAUGCCAGCAAGCAAGAGACCCCUCAGAAGCAGAUUAGUGUAAGAAAACAUGCUGUUUUCUCAACACGUAGUCAUAAGGAUCAUAAUGAAGAUGAACGGGAGCGUGAAGAGUGCUUAAACGUUACGCAGCUGCUGCGGUACUAUGGCCUGGAAGCCAGCUCUCCAAUAUCUCCUGAAUUGUUCGUGUACAUGUGUCCUGCUUUGCUGUACCAGAUUGAGAGAAGGCUUUGUAUUGUACAUUAUGAUGAGCUUGAAGAUCUCAUGAAGAGUAAAAAUGCAUCAAUUGAGAAUAAAGAUAAAACCGGUGCAUCAGCCUGGUUUUGUGGUAUCAUCUCUAUCACCGUCAUUAGCCUGCUUUCCUUGCUAGGUGUGAUCUUGGUUCCCAUCAUUAACCAAUGGUGCUUCAAAUUUCUUCUAACUUUCUUGGUAGCUCUGGCUGUAGGAACAAUGAGUGGAGAUGCACUGCUCCAUCUGUUGCCACAUUCACAUGGAGGCCACAACCACAGUCACCACCAUGGCCAAGGUCAUGUUCAUGAACACAAGCGGUCCCAUCGACAUGCCCACGGACAUGGAGUACGGACUGAAGGCUUUCUGGAAGAAAAUGAUCCAGUGCUGAAAGGCCUUGUGGCACUUGGAGGCAUUUACGUUCUGUUCAUCAUUGAGCACUGUAUAAGGAUGUACAAGCAUUACAACAAACAAAAGAGUAAGCAGAAAUGGUGCAAGAAGAAACAGACUGAAGAAUCGCCAAUUGGAAGGAAACUCUCCGAUCACAAGUUAAAUAACAGGCCUGAUGCUGACUGGCUUCAGCUCAAACCCCUUGCAGGAGCAGACGACUCUGUUUUAUCCGAAGACCGGCUCAAUGAAACAGAACUCACUGAUCUAGAUGGCCAGCUGGAAUCCCCUCCCAAAAACUUCUUGUCUGUAGAAGAGGAGAACAAUAUGCACCAUACUCACAAUGACGUCUCACGUGGCACUCAAGAGCAUGAUCUUCACGAUGCAGAGUAUGACAGCCAUGGCGAAGAUAAAAUGAUAGCUAGAAAACACAGUCACCACUGGCAUCACAAACAUUCCCAUCAUUCCCAUGGCCACUGUCAUUCUGGAAAAGACCUGAAAGAUACUGGGAUAGCUAAUAUUGCUUGGAUGGUAAUUAUGGGAGAUGGCAUUCACAACUUUAGUGAUGGCUUAGCAAUCGGAGCAGCUUUUAGUGCUGGACUGACAGGAGGAAUUAGUACAUCUAUAGCGGUAUUUUGCCACGAGCUUCCCCACGAAUUAGGUGACUUUGCUGUGCUGCUGAAAGCAGGUAUGACGGUAAAGCAAGCUAUUGUGUACAACCUCCUGUCUGCCAUGAUGGCUUACGUCGGGAUGCUGAUAGGCACAGCGGUGGGACAGUACGCUAACAACAUCACCCUGUGGAUCUUCGCAGUCACGGCAGGCAUGUUCCUCUAUGUGGCACUGGUUGACAUGCUUCCAGAAAUGCUUCAUGGAGAUGGAGAUAAUGAAGAGCACGGUUAUUGUCCUGUGGGGCAGUUCAUUCUUCAGAAUCUAGGCCUGCUCCUUGGCUUUGCCAUCAUGCUGGUGAUUGCCCUCUAUGAAGAUAAAAUUGUGCUUGACAUCCAGUUUUGA
Molecule: messenger RNA, 2559 nt
Organism: Eurypyga helias (sunbittern)
Lineage: Eukaryota; Metazoa; Chordata; Aves; Eurypygiformes; Eurypygidae
Gene: SLC39A10
Product: solute carrier family 39 (zinc transporter), member 10
Exons: 9
Coding region: 1-2559 (852 amino acids)
Biological process (GO): zinc ion import across plasma membrane; positive regulation of B cell receptor signaling pathway; intracellular zinc ion homeostasis
Cellular component (GO): membrane
Molecular function (GO): zinc ion transmembrane transporter activity
Source: RefSeq, a predicted model, not a curated record